This is a messenger RNA of Impatiens glandulifera, 1134 nucleotides long. RefSeq names its product xyloglucan endotransglucosylase protein 2. Gene Ontology annotation, molecular function: hydrolase activity, hydrolyzing O-glycosyl compounds; xyloglucan:xyloglucosyl transferase activity. Gene Ontology annotation, biological process: cell wall biogenesis; xyloglucan metabolic process. The record is from RefSeq and is a predicted model, not a curated record. Bases 56 to 949 code for a protein of 297 amino acids. Gene Ontology annotation, cellular component: apoplast; cell wall. Lineage: Eukaryota; Viridiplantae; Streptophyta; Magnoliopsida; Ericales; Balsaminaceae. The transcript has 4 exons.
ACAUAAAGGCCAGAAUCCUCACUUUCUAUUUCUCUUUCUAUCCCUCUUCUUCACCAUGUCUUCUACAAUGUCUCUAGGUUUUCUUGUGAUAGUACUGCUGCUGACGGCGUCGUCGUCUUCUACAAUGGCGACGCCACCGAGGAAGGCGGUGGAUGUUCCGUUUGGUCGGAACUAUGUUCCGACAUGGGCUUUCGACCACAUUAAGUACUUCAAUGGUGGAUCUGAGAUUCAACUCUAUUUGGAUAAGUACACCGGAACUGGAUUUCAGUCCAAGGGUUCUUACUUGUUCGGGCACUUCAGUAUGCAAAUCAAACUGGUUCCCGGUGAUUCUGCCGGCACGGUCACCGCUUUCUAUUUGUCGUCUCAAAACUCAGAGCACGAUGAGAUAGAUUUCGAAUUUUUGGGAAACAGGACGGGACAACCCUACAUACUACAAACGAACGUCUUUACAGGAGGAAAAGGCGACCGAGAACAAAGAAUUUAUCUUUGGUUUGAUCCUACAGUUGGUUUCCAUUCUUACUCAAUUCUUUGGAAUCUUUAUGUCAUUAUAUUCUUUGUAGAUGAUGUGCCAAUCAGGGUUUUCAAGAAUUCCAAGGACCUUGGUGUAAGAUUCCCGUUCAAUCAGCCCAUGAAGAUCUACUCAAGUCUUUGGAAUGCCGAUGAUUGGGCCACUAGGGGUGGCAUAGAGAAAACCGACUGGUCUAAAGCCCCUUUUGUCGCAGCCUACAAGAGCUUUCAUGUUGAUGGGUGCGAGGCUUCGGUGGAGGCUAAGUUUUGCGCCACUCAAGGUGCACGUUGGUGGGACCAGAAGGAGUUUCAAGACCUUGAUUCCUUUCAGUACCGUCGUCUCCAAUGGGUGCGUCAGAAGUACACGAUAUACAACUACUGCACCGACCGCAAGAGGUAUCCGACAAUGCCCUCAGAAUGUGUUCGCGAUCACGAUGUUUGAAAUUUACAACUUUACCCUUGAUUGUUUCGAUUUUCCGUAAGCAAUAUGUUACAGUUUGUACAACUUGAGUUGGUAUUAUGAUUGAUUACUUGUUAUAAUUAAUCGUUUAUGUGAUUAUUCCAUAAAUGAAUGUUUAAUUCAAUUAUAUUUUCUAUUAUUUUCUUUGUUUCUUGUGUAUUAUAUUA